This is a messenger RNA of Menidia menidia (Atlantic silverside), 3663 nucleotides long. The record is from the annotation of a GenBank genome assembly. NCBI's taxonomy places the organism in Eukaryota, Metazoa, Chordata, Actinopteri, Atheriniformes, Atherinopsidae.
GGGGGGUCGGCGGCACGGAGCGACCGGCAAAGACACUGUAACGAUUGUUAAAAGACAUCUAGCGGUUAAUAAUCGUACAAACCAGGAGCUACUACUCAUGAUUAAAAGACGUCCAAACGAGUUCAGUUUCUCAAUAACCAUACGUAUACCUUUUUGGCCAGUGAUAUCCCUUUUAUUUGACAGGGGGCGAUAGUGAGCAUCAAUGCUCUCUUCGUUUGCAUUGAAACAGAAGAAGAAGAACAGCGGAAGUAGUGUUUCGGGCGCAUGGAGUUAUUUGUGUAAUUUUUUGGUCGUGUGAUUGAGAAAACUUACUUUUUAUUCUAUUUUACUGGAACUAUAAUUCCCUGGCUGCUUUGUAACCGGGAACCGCUUUGGUCAAGAUGGAGGCUGAUCUGUAUGAUGAGUUUGGAAACUACAUCGGUCCAGAGCUUGACUCUGAUGAUGAUGAAGAUGAUCUGGAGGCAGAGGACAGAGACAUUGACGAGGGUGACGAAGAUGACGAUGAUGAGCCUGCGGAUGCUGAUGAUGAUGUCCCGGGCAUGGAGGUGGUCCUGCAUGAGGACAAAAAAUACUACCCUACUGCGGAGGAAGUUUAUGGACCAGAGGUGGAAACUAUUGUCCAGGAGGAAGACACACAACCGCUUACAGAACCCAUCAUUAAGCCUGUGAGGCACAGGCAGUUCACUCUCAUGGAGCAGGAGUUACCUGCUACUGUUUACGACAUGGAAUUUCUUGCAGACCUGAUGGACGGUCCUGAGCUGAUCCGUAACGUCACCCUCUGUGGUCACCUUCACCAUGGCAAGACCUGCUUUGUAGAUUGCCUGAUUGAACAGACCCACCCGGAAAUCAGGAAGAGAGAUGACGUAGAUCUCCGGUACACAGACAUCCUCUUUACAGAGCAGGAGAGAGGAGUUGGCAUCAAAAGUACUCCUGUCACCAUGGUCCUGCCUGACUCCAGAGGAAAGUCGUAUCUCUUUAACAUCAUGGAUACACCAGGACAUGUGAACUUUUCAGACGAGGUUACAUCCAGCAUGAGGAUCUCCGAUGGCGUUGUCCUCUUCAUAGACGCAGCAGAAGGAGUGAUGCUGAACACGGAGCGUUUAAUCAAACACGCCGUCCAGGAGCGCAUGGCCAUCACCAUCUGCAUCAACAAGGUGGACCGGCUCAUAGUGGAGCUCAAGCUCCCUCCAACAGAUGCUUAUUACAAGCUGCGCCACAUCGUGGACGAGGUCAACGGUUUGCUCAGCACAUACUCCACAGAUGAGAACCUGGUGGUGUCUCCCCUUCUUGGAAACGUGUGCUUUGCCAGCUCCCAGUACAGCAUCUGCUUCACCCUGGGCUCCUUUGCAAAGAUCUACUCCGACACCUACGGCGACAUUAACUACAACGAGUUUUCAAAGAGGCUCUGGGGAGACAUUUACUUCAACCCCAAAACGCGCAAGUUCACAAAGAAAGCUCCCAGCAGUAACUCUCAGCGCAGCUUUGUGGAAUUUGUCCUGGAGCCUCUCUACAAGAUCCUCUCACAGGUGGUUGGAGAUUGCGACACAUCUCUCCCCCGAGUUUUGGAUGAGCUCGGUAUCCACCUGAGUAAGGAGGAGCUGAAGCUGAACAUAAGACCCCUGCUCAGGCUGGUCUGUAAUCGCUUCUUCGGGGAGUUCACCGGGUUUGUGGACAUGUGUGUGCAUCACAUUCCAUCUCCACAAGAGGGAGCAAAGACAAAGAUAGAGCACACUUACACUGGAGGUCUGGACUCCGAUUUGGGGGAAGCUAUGGUGGAGUGCGAUCCUGAUGGUCCUCUGAUGUGCCACACCACCAAGAUGUACAGCACGGAGGACGGCGUUCAGUUCCACGCCUUCGGCAGGGUGCUGAGCGGGACCAUUCAGGCCGGCCAGCCCGUCAAGGUCUUAGGAGAGAACUACACGCUGGAGGAUGAGGAGGACUCCCAGGUCUGCACGGUGGGCCGUCUCUGGAUUUCUGUGGCCAGAUACCAGAUCGAGGUGAACCGGGUGCCCGCGGGCAACUGGGUUCUCAUCGAGGGCUGCGAUCAGCCGAUAGUCAAAACCGCCACCAUCACGGAGCCCCGAGGGAACGAGGAGGCUCAGAUUUUCAGGCCCUUAAAGUUCAACACGGCUUCGGUGAUCAAGAUCGCCGUGGAGCCCGUCAACCCGUCGGAGCUGCCCAAAAUGCUGGACGGCCUGCGGAAGGUCAACAAGAGCUACCCCUCCCUCACCACAAAGGUGGAGGAGUCCGGGGAACACGUCAUCCUGGGCACGGGGGAGCUCUACCUGGACUGCGUCAUGCACGACCUGCGUAAGAUGUACUCCGAGAUCGACAUCAAGGUGGCCGACCCAGUGGUUACUUUCUGUGAAACGGUGGUGGAGACGUCGUCGCUCAAGUGUUUCGCCGAGACGCCGAACAAAAAGAAUAAGAUCACCAUGAUUGCUGAGCCCUUGGAGAAGGGACUGGCUGAAGACAUAGAGAACGAAGUGGUGCAAAUCACAUGGAACAGGAAGAAGCUGGGAGAGUUUUUCCAGACCAAGUACGACUGGGAUCUGCUGGCCGCCAGAUCCAUAUGGGCCUUCGGGCCAGACACAACAGGACCAAACAUUCUCGUGGACGACACGCUGCCUUCUGAGGUGGACAAAGCUCUCCUCGGCUCGGUCAAAGACAGCAUCGUUCAGGGCUUCCAGUGGGGCACCAGGGAGGGGCCCCUGUGCGACGAGCCCAUCCGAAAUGUCAAGUUCAAGAUCCUGGACGCUGUGAUCGCUCAGGAGCCGCUCCACAGAGGAGGGGGCCAGGUCAUCCCCACAGCCCGGAGAGUGGUGUACUCUGCCUUCCUCAUGGCCACUCCGAGGUUGAUGGAGCCGUACUACUUUGUCGAGGUUCAGGCUCCGGCUGAUUGCGUGUCCGCGGUCUACACGGUUCUAGCUCGCAGAAGGGGUCAUGUCACCCAGGAUGCUCCUAUUCCCGGCUCUCCACUCUACACGAUUAAGGCUUUCAUCCCAGCCAUCGACUCCUUCGGCUUUGAGACAGACCUUCGCACACACACACAGGGUCAGGCCUUUGCUCUGUCCGUCUUCCAUCACUGGCAGAUUGUUCCAGGUGACCCCCUGGAUAAGAGCAUCGUGAUCAGGCCCCUCGAGCCCCAGCCGGCCCCCCACCUAGCCAGAGAGUUCAUGAUCAAGACCCGAAGGCGCAAGGGUCUGAGCGAGGACGUGAGCAUCAGCAAGUUCUUCGACGAUCCCAUGUUGUUGGAGCUGGCCAAACAGGACGUGGUGCUCAAUUACCCCAUGUGAGGUCACCAGCCCCACUGCACAUUCACAGAAAGCGGAUGAUCCUUUUUCCUCUGGGUAAAAUCUGACCACAAAACAAACUCUCUGCAAAGCUAGAUCGUCAUGGUCAUUGGGUUAGCUUGUUCUGCGUCCUAAUGGAAACCUCUCAGAUAAAUAGUUAAAUGAAAAUCACAGAUACGCAGAACUAUCACAGUUUUUUUUUUCCCCUUUUUUAUACGUACAAAUGUCUAAUUUUUGUAGUGUAAGAAAACCCUGAAGUUUGCAGAAAUAAGGCCGGAUGUUGGAUCUGGUUCAUGUCUGAAUAAAGUGUGUUUUUAAUUCUUAAACGGAUGUUAAUGUUGCUUUUACUCGCCAAUAAAACUUUUUUUUU